Molecule: messenger RNA, 6509 nt
Organism: Echinops telfairi (small Madagascar hedgehog)
Lineage: Eukaryota; Metazoa; Chordata; Mammalia; Afrosoricida; Tenrecidae
Gene: ZNF532
Product: zinc finger protein 532
Exons: 11
Coding region: 440-4369 (1309 amino acids)
Source: RefSeq, a predicted model, not a curated record
GUUUCAGGCGAAAAGGGCUCCAAAUCCCUAACUAACUCCUAGAGCCCCUUCUUGCACCUCCAGGGAGAAGUUCAGCUUUCAAUGUAUCCGAAGAUAGCAUCCUCUCUCCGUACUUAUUCGCCACCAUUGCGAGGAUCACAAAACACCACGUUUGCUUCCAGAUCCCGGGUGGAGGCUCACGGGCUUUUCAACCAUCUUUUGGCGAGGCCUGGCUUCCUUCCACUCGAUGGCGGCUCCUUCGGUUUUGCGCUUUUCCUUUUAGAAGCUACUAAAGGGUGUUGGGAGACUGAUGACUGUUAUGAAGGCCAAAAGGCCUGUUGACUGGGGCUGCUUUUAACCCUUUCAUGCUUGCAGAGAAUGCCACCGCGUGACAGUAACUGAACGUUGGUCACCAGUCUUUCCAAAAGGUCAAGGUUCACAAGGACAGCCGAUCAGAUUCAUGACCAUGGGGGAUAUGAAGACCCCAGACUUCGACGACCUCCUGGCAGCCUUCGACAUCCCGGAUAUGGUCGACCCUAAAGCAGCCAUCGAGUCUGGGCACGAUGAGCACGAGGGCCACAUCAAGCAGCAGGCCCACGCGGACGAUGACUCCCACACGCCCCCCUCCUCCUCGGACGUCGGCGUCAGUGUGAUUGUGAAGAAUGUGCGUAACAUGGACGCCGCCGAGGGCGUUGUCGAGAAGGAGGGCCACGCCGCCGCCGGCAACGGCCUGCACAACGGCUUCCUCUCUGCCGCCUCCCUGGACGGUUACGGCAAAGACGGAGCGCAGUCCUUGAAAGGAGACGCACCUACCUCAGAGGGGACCCUCAAGGACUCGGCCUUCAGCCAGUUCAGCCCCAUCUCCAGCGCGGAGGAGUUCGACGACGACGAGAAGAUCGAGGUGGACGACCCCCCGGAGAAGGAGGACAUGCGUGCCAGCUUCAGGGCCAACGUGCUGACGGGGCCCGACGCCCGCCAGGACUACGGCAAGCCGAAGGCCCUGGGAGGCGAGGCCGGGCCCAGAAUGGGCGGCCCGGCAGCCUCGGGCAACCCAGACAAGGGCAAAGUCGUCAAGCGGGAGUCGGAAGCCAACUCCCUACACCUGAGCGUGUACGAGCCUUUCAAAGUCAGGAAGGUGGAGGACAAACUGAAGGAGAGCCCCGCCGAGAAGGCGCUGGAGAACAGGGUCCCGGACGGAAAGCUGAGCUCCGAGAAAGGUGAUGGCAGCGGAGGCCUUGGGGGGGUGGCCCCGGCGAAGUCCAAGUCGUCCUCCAAGCUCUCCUCGUGCAUAGCGGCCAUCGCGGCCCUCAGUGCUAAGAAGGCUGCCUCAGACUGUUGUAAGGAGCUGGGGGCCCGCUCGCGGGAGUCCUCUCCAUUACCCAAAGAGGCCAGUGACGGCCCCGUCGCCCUGGAGAAGUCUCCCGAGUCCCAGAGCCUCAUCGACAGCAUGAGGAAGGCGCCCGGGAAGCCGCCGGACAGCCCCCGCAGUGUCUCCAGCGAAAACAGCAGCAAGGGCUCGCCCUCCUCGCCGGCGGGGUCCACACCGGCCAUCCCCAAAGUCCGCAUCAAGACCAUCAAGACGUCAUCCGGGGAGAUCAAGAGGACUGUGACCCGCGUGCUGCCGGACGCGGACCUCGAUGUCAGCGUGGGGAGAAAGCCCUCCUCCGAGCAGACGGCCUCGGUGCUGGCGUCUGUGACGUCCCUCCUGUCGUCCCCCACGCCGGCCGCCGUCCUCUCGUCCCCUCCCCGGGCGCCCCUGCAGUCAGCGGUGGUCACCAACGCCAUCUCCCCCGUCGAGCUGACCCCCAAGCAGGUCACCAUUAAGCCAGUGGCCACGGCCUUCCUCCCCGUGUCCGCCGUGAAGACGGCAGGCUCGCAGGUCAUCAACCUGAAGCUGGCCAACAACACCACGGUGAAAGCCACGGUCAUCUCGGCCGCGUCCGUGCAGAGCGCCAGCAGCGCCAUCAUCAAAGCGGCCAAUGCCAUCCAGCAGCAGACCGUCGUGGUGCCCGCGUCCAGCCUGGCCAACGCCAAACUCGUGCCAAAGACGGUGCACCUCGCCAACCUUAACCUCCUGCCUCAGGGUGCCCAGGCCACCUCCGAACUCCGCCAGGUGCUCACGAAACCGCAGCAGCAAAUCAAGCAGGCAAUAAUCAACGCGGCCGCCUCGCAGCCGCCCAAGAAGGUGUCGCGGGUGCAGGUGGUGUCCUCCUUGCAGAGCUCCGUGGUGGAGGCCUUCAACAAGGUGCUGAGCAGCGUCAAUCCAGUCCCAGUUUACAUCCCGAACCUCAGCCCCCCCGCCAAUGCUGGCAUCACGCUGCCCACGCGCGGCUACAAGUGCUUGGAGUGCGGCGACUCCUUCGCCCUGGAGAAGAGCCUCACGCAUCACUACGACCGGCGGAGCGUGCGCAUCGAAGUGACCUGCAACCACUGCACCAAGAACCUGGUGUUCUACAACAAGUGCAGCCUCCUGUCGCACGCGCGCGGCCACAAGGAGAAGGGCGUGGUCAUGCAGUGCUCCCACCUGAUCCUCAAGCCGGUCCCGGCCGAUCAGAUGAUCGCGUCUCCCGCAACCAAUGCGUCGGCGCCACCGCCCACCACGCAGAGCUCCGUGGGCGCAGGCGUCCACACAGUCACCAAAAUCCAGUCCGGCAUCAUGGGCACCGUGAUAUCAGCGCCUCCCAGCUCGCCCAUCGUCCCCGCCAUGCCGCUGGACGAAGACCUGUCCAAGCUCUGCAGGCACAGUCUGAAAUGCUUGGAGUGCAACGAGGUGUUCCAAGACGAGAUGUCGCUCGCCACGCACUUCCAGCAGGCGGCAGACGCGAGCGGACAAAAGACCUGCACCAUCUGCCAGAUGCUGCUCCCCAACCAGUGCAGCUUCUCGUCCCACCAGAGGAUCCAUCAGCACAAAUCUCCCUACACCUGCCCCGAGUGCGGGGCCAUCUGCAGGUCUGUGCACUUCCAGAGCCACGUCACCAAGAACUGUCUGCACUACACGCGGAGAGUCGGCUUCCGGUGCGUGCACUGCAACGUUGUGUACUCAGACGUGGCUGCCCUGAAGUCUCACAUCCAAGGUUCUCACUGUGAAGUCUUCUACAAGUGUCCCAUUUGCCCCAUGGCGUUCAAGUCUGCCCCAAGUACACACUCGCACGCCUACACACAGCACCCCGGCAUCAAGAUAGGAGAACCCAAAGUGAUCUAUAAAUGUUCCAUGUGCGACACCGUGUUUACCCUGCAAGCCCUCCUGUAUCGCCACUUUGACCAACACAUUGAAAACCAGAAGGUGUCUGUGUUCAAGUGCCCAGACUGCUCGCUCUUGUACGCACAGAAGCAGCUCAUGAUGGACCACAUCAAGUCUAUGCACGGGACCUUGAAAAGCAUCGAAGGGCCUCCGAACUUGGGGAUAAACUUGCCCCUCAGCAUUAAACCCACAACUCAGAACUCAGCGAAUCAAAGCAAGGACGAUACCAGAUCCAUGAACGGGAAAGAGAAGCUGGAAAAGAAGUCCCCCUCCCCUGUGAAGAGAUCCGUGGAGCCCAAGAAAGUGGCCAGUCCUGGGUGGACGUGUUGGGAGUGUGACCGGCUGUUCACGCAGCGGGACGUGUACAUCUCCCACGUGCGGAAGGAGCACGGGAAGCAAAUGAAGAAGCACCCCUGCCGGCAGUGUGACAAGUCCUUUAGCUCCUCCCACAGCUUGUGCCGCCACAACCGGAUCAAGCACAAGGGCAUCAGGAAAGUGUACACCUGCUCGCACUGCCCGGACUCCCGACGCACCUUCACGAAGCGGCUGAUGCUGGAGAAGCACAUCCAGCUGAUGCACGGUAUCAAGGACCCCGACCUGCAGGAGAUGGCGGAUGGCACCCAUGGGGAGGACGCCGAAGUCAAGGAGGACGCCAAGGCCCCCAGCCCGAAGCGGAAGUUGGAAGAACCGGUGUUGGAGUUCAGACCUCCCCGAGGGGCCAUCACGCAGCCGCUGAAGAAGCUGAAGAUCAACGUCUUCAAGGUGCACAAGUGCGCGGUGUGCGGCUUCACCACGGAGAACCUGCUGCAGUUCCACGAACACAUCCCACAGCACAAGUCCGACGGCUCGUCCUACCAGUGCCGCGAGUGCGGCCUGUGCUACACAUCCCACGUCUCCCUGUCCCGCCACCUCUUCAUCGUGCACAAGCUGAAGGAGCCGCAGCCCGUGUCCAAGCAGAACGGUGCCGGUGAGGACGGCACGCAGGCCAAGCCCGGCGCCGAGGACGACACGGCCGAUGGCACCCUGUCCGACCGGAAGUGCAAAGUGUGCGCCAAGACUUUUGAAACGGAAGCUUCCUUAAACACUCACAUGCGGACACACGGCAUGGCCUUCAUCAAAUCCAAAAGAAUGAGCUCCGCCGAGAAGUAGCUGCCGCGGCCCACUAGGGAAAACCCGGCCGAGCUGGGAGACAAAAGACAUUUCUGGUACAGACAGACGGUGGGCUAUGCGAUAGUUCCCAGGAUGGUCUAGGUUGAUCUCCGGCCCACCCCGCGUCACCCGGGGGUCUCUACCCUCUACGAUAAGUAUUCAAACAGUAUUUGAGUUUAAAAGAGUUUGUAUAUAUUUAAAUGAAUAACUUUUUAUACUCUUUGUUACAUGUUUGUAUCAGUAUUUAGUGGAAAAACGUUUUUGAGUCUAUUUGGGGGGGAGGGCAGGGGAGGGACCUAGGGAUGGGUUAGGAUUUUUCCGUUUUGUAUCGUUUUGUUUUACACAGCGUUCUUAGUCCAAGGGGCAAUUCCUGACUCCGAAUAAACCCUUUUAUAACUUAAGAAUUUAAAUGGGUUAACUAAUGGCUGGCGAAGAUAGCGCCUUUUUUAGUGUUUUUAAUUCUUAGAACUCCCUACAUAAAUUGUAGGUGACCGUGGGUCUCAAAAACACCUAGGAACUUUCAAGUGUCUUAGCACUAGCCUCAGGGUGCCUGCUCUGCCAGAGCUCAGACACACCUGGCCCACAGGUGUGCACACCUGAGAUGCAGCCCCACACAAGUGCAUCAAGUGGCUAUUUCGGGCCACACCACACGGUGUUCAAAGCAGCCUUGCAAAUCGCUUCUUCCCAGUGGGGACAGCUGAGCCCAGGAUGGAAUGGGGGGUCUCCUUAAUGCCAUCUGCAGGGACAGGGAGAGAGCAGCCGAAUCAAGAGUGAGACUUAGGGGGCUGGGAGUCAUCUGGACCCCUUUGCAAGGCUGGUUUGAAGAUCACAAGGGAUACAGUAGGAAAGGGCUGGGCUUCCUCUAAAAGUUACAAGUCCGUAGUUAGGUCGCUCGAUUUAUAUAGUCAGAUUUUUGUCUUGUAACUUAUUAACUCUUACCGAGACACGACUAUAAGAAUAUCAAGUAUUUCUCUGGCUCUUGACAGAAAACUAGGUACAUCAGCUAAGCACUGUCGACUUAACCCAUGGCUGUCCACAGAGUUGGCGUAUCCUGUCCAGGUGCUACUGCCAAAAUGUCCCGGCACCCCAAGCCGGGAUUUCUCCACCAACUUAGCAAUGCAGCCUCUACCACGGCCAUUAUCUUCCGCACGAGCCGCCAGCCCGGCUCUCCCCCGGUCAUUCCCAUGGCCGAUCUCACCUGGGCCAGCUCUGCCUCCUUGAAAUGUGGCACCUGUUCCCCUGCCUUUAUAGUUCUCGGGGAGAGAGUUAGGUUUUUUGGUUUCUUUUGGGGGGGUCUAUGUUUCUUCUGGAUUUAUUUUCGCCGUUUUAUAUCUCGUCUGUAUCCCUGAACAUAUUUUGUACUUCUCCGGUCUUGUUUUUUUUAAAAAGAGGUGUUUUGUGUAUAUAUCGGGCCUUGCAUGACGUACUGUAGUUGGGUUCUCAGAAGGACUUGCUGCUGUCAGGUGUGGUGUUGUGUGCUACAUCCAUCUCGCGACUGGAUGGAAUACAUUUCGUAUGUAAAUAAACACGCCACAACACGACACCGCCCCCUCACCCUGCCCCCCUGCCCAGCUUCUGUGAGCGCGUGGGGGUGGCGGGCGUUUAUGAAGUGAUCCCUCCCUGACAGGACCGCGUCUGCACGGCAGUGUGCGGACCUUCCUGCUCAUCAGAACGGGCAUUUGUUUGUUUGUUUUUCCUGUGUGCGGUCGGCUUAUUUUUUUAAUAUUUUUUUCAGUCUUUCUCCCCUUUGGUCACCUUUCCUCGUUGUAUUCGAUUCCAUCGGUGUUACCCAAGGGCAUGACCAAGCAUUCCUCAACUUGAAAUCCAAUGACUGUUACGUGUUAUAUUUAUAUUUGUACGGCUCCAAGUUGUACUCCUGGCACUUUCGGAUGUUCCUGACCUUGAACCUUGCAAUAAACCUGUGCGGUGAGCCACCUGCGCAGGUCCCACCCGCCCCGCCCUCGUGGGAACGAGCGGUGGAGGGAGCGGAGCUCUCAGCCCUCCUCGCCUGGGCAGUGGCCGCUGAGGAUCCAGAACCAGAUCUUCUUACUUUUCAAACCUAGCGCUCGCUCUGUGUGUAUGUACAUAUCAACAGAUACACAUUUAUUCCACAAAUAAAAAACGUAUGAGCAAAACCGGA